AUGUCGCACAGUGCGAAGAACCUCGCAUAUGAUGCGAAGGAGCCUGCGUUCCUACAGCGACUGAGAGGCCAAUACGGAGGCUCCUCCGGCGGCUUAGAGCGUCCAGUGUCUCAACGCCCUCGCCGACUACGAGACGAUACUGACGAAGAUGCCCCUACAUACGUUGAUGCGGAAAGCAAUGAGGUGGUAUCAAAGGAGGAAUACGAGGCCAUGGUGAAGGGCGAAGAUGAUAAGUCAGGGGGAAAUGGGGGGAAGGACGACGAUAAAUCGGCCGAGGCUACCACAGGGGACGGUGUAUCAGACACGGAAAAGGCGGCCGCAACAUCAAAGCAGAACCUGGCGGAGAUAGGAGGACCUCGGAAGCGAAAGCAAGCGAAGGUUGUCCCGGGUGAAGUCCAAGAAGGAGAAAGCGAGGAUACACGGCCAAAGGAUACAGGGCCGCGAAAAUCAGCGCAGGAGAAAAAGAAGAAGAAGAAAAUAAAGCUCUCCUUUGAGGAGUGA
Aspergillus calidoustus is the source of this 501-nucleotide messenger RNA. The record is from the annotation of a GenBank genome assembly. NCBI's taxonomy places the organism in Eukaryota, Fungi, Ascomycota, Eurotiomycetes, Eurotiales, Aspergillaceae.